AUGUUUGAGGUGGCGUCUGCUAAUUUAUUGAUAUCAAUUGCGAUUAUAGACCGAGUGAAGAUGAGAUUAAUGUAUUGGUUUGCAGAAAGUUCCGUAAAUCGGAAGAGAAGAUUCAGAACUAGUGAAGUAGACAAAUUUGGUACGAUGAAGCUCGGUGCUCGGCUAAUUGCUCCCGUCAUAAUACUUCUUCUUUCUCUAACAACUGAAUUAACGAAAGCGGAAGUCAUUACACUGACCCCAGAAACCUUUUCUGACAAGGUAAAGGAGAAGGAUACAGCGUGGUUUGUUAAAUUUUGUGUUCCUUGGUGUAAGCACUGCAAGAAAUUGGGGAAUCUCUGGGAAGAAUUGGGAAAUGCAAUGGAAGGAGACGAUGAAAUUGAGAUUGGUGAAGUAGAUUGUGGUACUAGCAGAGCUGUUUGCACCAAAGUUGAGAUUCACUCAUAUCCAACUUUUAAGCUCUUUUACAAUGGAGAAGAAGUCUCAAAAUAUCAAGGAAAAAGAGACGUUGAAUCGCUAAAGGCGUUUGUUGUAGAGGAAACUGAAAAGGCAGCAGAAAAAGCACAGCUUGAAGACAAGGAACUGUGA
Molecule: messenger RNA, 585 nt
Organism: Microthlaspi erraticum
Lineage: Eukaryota; Viridiplantae; Streptophyta; Magnoliopsida; Brassicales; Brassicaceae
Source: the annotation of a GenBank genome assembly